UGUGCAUUACUUUUAUUAGUCUCAUCUAAAAAUUAAAGCUGCAAACAUGUCGCUCGUAACAGACGAUGAGUGGGCUCAGUAUAAGACUGAGCACAAGAAGAGCUACGAUAAAGACGAGGAUCAAAUACGUCGUUCGCUGUACGAGAAGGCCAAGGCCAAAGUCGAGGAGCAUAAUAAGAAAUAUGAAAGCGGCGAGGUUACAUGGACAAUGGGCAUUAAUCAUAUGUCGGACUUUACCAAGGAGGAAUACGAGAUGAUGUGUGGCUCGAGGAAGAAAUAAUUGAAUGCAUUUAAACGAAUCUCGUAAAAUAUUUUAAUCAUGUAUAUUUUGUAUGUAAUUUUUUACCCACGCCGAUAAUACAAAUAAACAGCUGUAUAAAGCAAUCCUUUGAUUUGGUCACACUAUGAA
Drosophila grimshawi is the source of this 409-nucleotide messenger RNA. It is a transcript of the gene cer, whose product is annotated as protein CTLA-2-beta. The transcript has 2 exons. The record is from RefSeq and is a predicted model, not a curated record. Lineage: Eukaryota; Metazoa; Arthropoda; Insecta; Diptera; Drosophilidae. The coding region runs from base 47 to 280 and encodes 77 amino acids.